Messenger RNA from Cetraspora pellucida, 627 nucleotides. The record is from the annotation of a GenBank genome assembly. NCBI's taxonomy places the organism in Eukaryota, Fungi, Glomeromycota, Glomeromycetes, Diversisporales, Gigasporaceae.
AUGUUUGUAAAUACCCUUGUCGAAGGAAAAAUUCCAGUAAAAGUAUUAAUUGAUACAGCAUCUAAAUAUAAUACUAUUAGCAAACACUUAUUCGAUAAGCUUGAAUCUGAUCACGGAUUAGCAGAUAUAGUUGGUGAUACUGAACUAAUAGACUUUCAAAUUCACAAAAAUCCAUCAUUCGAUCUGGUGUUGGGGCAAAAUUGGUUAUGGAUGCGUGAAGCAAAAAUAAGUUUUGGACAUUCUCACAAAACCCGUGCCCACCAUGCUAAAAUUGUAAUAGAUGGUAUAAGCAUCCCAUUAUUCGAUGAAGAUUUUAACAAAGCCAGCUUCACUAAAAAUAAUUUAUCUAAAUCAACAGAAUCUAAAUCUGGGUCAUUGCUUUGCAACAUACCUCCUAUAUAUCUACUAUUCAGAAGAUUAAAUAAUGAUGUUUCCAAAAAUAAGAGUAAGAAAAAUAAUAUCAAAUAUUCCACAGAUGCUUCUUCUAAUUUAGACACUUUAAACAGUGAUUCAAGUAAUUCUUCCACAUCUAGUUCAGAAAUAAAAGUUACACAUGCGCAUAAGACUAGAGCAGUAAAGAAAUGCCCUAUUCGAAAGCGUAAAGUAAAAGGUAAAGUUAAUUAUUGA